GCCAUUGUUUAGCUAUUACUGUAAUAUGUUAAGCUAGCUGAAAGUAAGGCAAGUAAGGUGUUGUUUUGUGGGGAUGUGUUGUAGUUUUACCACAGUUUUUAUUUUAUCUUUUACAAUUCUACUAAUUCUGUUGCUCAAAUAAAAUCCGCAGAUGAGACUGUUUAAAAUCAAGGAAAUUUUAGCAAAAUGGGCAAGAAACAGAAUACAAAGCCUAAGAAGGAGACCGAGACCCAGGAGGAGCCUGAAGAAUUUGUUGUGGAGAAAGUGUUGGACCAGCGGAUCGUCAACGGGAAAGUAGAGUUCUACCUGAAGUGGAAAGGCUUCACAGAAGCGGACAACACCUGGGAACCCGAGGAUAACCUGGACUGCCCCGAGCUCAUUCAGGCCUUUCUGGAUUCCCAGAAGAAUAUAAAGGAGAAGCCGGCUGCAGUGAAGAGGAAGGCCUCCACAGAUGAUGCAGAAGAGGAACCCAAGAAGAAAGAUGUGCCUGAUAAGCCUCGCGGCUUUGCCAGGAACCUGGAGCCAGAGCGAAUCAUUGGUGCCACAGACAGCAGCGGGGAGCUGAUGUUCUUGAUGAAGUGGAAAGAGUCAGAUGAAGCAGACUUGGUCCCUGCUCGUGAGGCCAACACGCGCUGCCCUCAGGUGGUCAUAUCCUUCUAUGAGGAGCGGCUGACGUGGCAUUCCUGUCCAGAGGAUGAGGCUCAGUAGCCUUUGCCUGGAUUCUGCACACCUUUAUGUUUUAGAGGUUUUUAUUGUGUUCUCUGUUCUGCUUUUUUUUUUUUUCUUCUUUAGCUACUUUAGCUGAUUUGAGACAAAAUCAUUUGUAUGGCAGUUGGGGUAUUGUAGAUUAAAAGUUUGUCAAAGCAGGUGACUGGGUUGGAUAUAAGAUUAGUCAAAAAGCGAUAAUGUCAGUCCACAUUCCAAUUUGUUUAUUUUUUUUACUUGAGUCUAUGUCAACCUUUUUGAGUUCAGUUAAAUGUUUUGUUCCUUGAUGCAAGUGCCGACGUGUUUGAAAUGAACGCUUUGUUUACAGUUUGUAAAUAUAAAGUUCAAAUAAAGGUUUUAUGUGGCCUA
Molecule: messenger RNA, 1074 nt
Organism: Nothobranchius furzeri (turquoise killifish)
Lineage: Eukaryota; Metazoa; Chordata; Actinopteri; Cyprinodontiformes; Nothobranchiidae
Gene: cbx3a
Product: chromobox homolog 3a (HP1 gamma homolog, Drosophila)
Biological process (GO): chromatin organization; negative regulation of transcription by RNA polymerase II
Cellular component (GO): nucleus; pericentric heterochromatin
Molecular function (GO): chromatin binding
Source: RefSeq, a predicted model, not a curated record